Aspergillus puulaauensis is the source of this 1140-nucleotide messenger RNA. RefSeq lists its product as uncharacterized. The transcript has 2 exons. Gene Ontology annotation, cellular component: mitochondrion. NCBI's taxonomy places the organism in Eukaryota, Fungi, Ascomycota, Eurotiomycetes, Eurotiales, Aspergillaceae. Gene Ontology annotation, molecular function: branched-chain-amino-acid:2-oxoglutarate transaminase activity. Gene Ontology annotation, biological process: L-valine biosynthetic process; L-leucine biosynthetic process. Bases 1 to 1140 code for a protein of 379 amino acids. The record is from RefSeq and is a predicted model, not a curated record.
AUGGAAUCAGAGCAGCCGCUUGACGCAUCUCAAUUGAGAUAUGAAUAUACCACCGCACCUCGAGAGGUACCCGAUGCCGAAACCCUGGCCAAACACAAGCAAACUAUCUGUACCGACCAUAUGCUUGUUGCCUCCUGGGAGGUAAACAGUGGCUGGUCUACUCCAGAGCUCAAGCCGUAUGGCCCGUUCAACCUUCUCCCCACCGCAUCCUGCCUUCACUAUGCCUACGAAUGUUUCGAGGGACUCAAGGCCUAUCGAGGACACGACGGCAAGCUACGAAUGUUCCGGGCCGACCGCAAUUCUCAACGCCUCUUGAUGUCCUCUCAGCGAAUCUCCCUCCCGAAAUUCGACCCGGACGAGCUGGAAAAACUAAUAUAUGCUUUGCUUUCGGUGGACGGUGCAAAAUGGCUUCCCAAGGAUCGCGCCGGAGACUUUUUAUACGUGCGCCCGACGAUGAUUGGAAUAGAUUCCCAGAUUGGCUUUGCAAAGCCAACGGCAGCUCUGCUCUAUAUUAUUGUUGGAUAUAUGCCUCGCAUGGAUCAACCAGCUGGUGGCAAGCGACUCUUGACAAAUCCGGAUGAUGUCGUGCGCUCAUGGGUUGGCGGGUUCGGUUAUGCAAAAGUUGGCGCGAAUUACGGCCCGUCGUUGCAGGCCACCCAAGAGGCCUACCGUCAAGGCUAUCAUCAGAUUCUAUGGUUGUAUGGCCCUACCGGCGACUGCACUGAGGCAGGCGGGAGCAACUUCUUUGUGGUUUGGAAGCGCAAAGAUGGCAAGAAAGAGCUGAUCACAGCUCCAUUGGACGACCAGCUGAUCUUGAAUGGUGUCACUCGGAGAAGUUGCCUUGACUUGGCGAAGGAGAGAUUAGGGGAUGAACUUGAGGUUAUGGAACGUAAAUUUACCAUCGCCGAGAUCCAGGAGGCAGCUUCAGAAGAUCGUCUUCUGGAAGUGUUUGCCGCUGGCACAGCUUGGUUUAUUACUCCGAUUUCACUCAUUCAUCACCGCGGACAAGAUAUCGUAAUCCCCACUGGCCCUGACGGAACGCCAGCCGAAAUUACAGGGAGGCUCAAAGGAUGGCUGAGUGAUAUGAUGUAUGGGGGCGUGCAGCACCCGUGGGCAAGGGUGAUCUCUGAGAGACAAUAA